UCUCUCUCUCUCUCUCUCUCUCAGAUUUUCUUUCCUCUUCAAUUCUUCCGCGUUAUGCCACAAGUCGAUUUGGAAACCCUAGUUACCGCCUGCGCCGGCGGCUCCAUGGAUCGCAAAAUCGCCUGCGAGUCGCAGGCCGACGCCGCCGAGAAGGACCUGCCGGAAGACGACGCCAACCCCGACGACCCGGUUCUCCCGGCGGACUUCCCGCCGGAGUCGUUCUGGCUCUCCAAGGACGCCGAGUACGACUGGUUCGACCGGAACGCCUUCUACGAGAGGAAGGACUCCACCAAAGGAAACAACUCCAGCUCCACCAACCUGCAUCCCAAUUCGAACAACAAUUCGCAGCGAUUCUCGAUGAACUUGAAGUCCAAGGCGGCCAUUAUUGGCCUCCCCAAGCCGCAGAAGACCAACUACGCCGAUACGAAGCACCGCCGGAACUGUAAGGCCGGCAACGGGCGGCUGUUUCCGAAGCGGUCCGGAUCGGUCGGGAAAUCGACGGACGGGUCGAUGAUCGAGCCGUCGUCGCCCAAGGUCUCGUGUAUGGGGAGAGUCAGAUCGAAGCGGGACCGGAAGCGGCGGUGGAGGAACCGCCACCAGCAGCGGUCGUCGAUAAACGACACGUCGUCGUCGAUGGAGAAGUCGGUUAAACCGGCGGAGAGACGCAAGUUAGGGUUUCUAGCGAGCUUCCGGGGCCUGUUUCGGCACGGGCGACGUGAUAAGUCGAAGAGUGACGUCCACGCGCCGGACUCGCCGCCGAGGCGGAGCAGCGUGGCGAGGAGAGCUGCGUUCGAUUACGAGACGGCGUCGUGCGACUCGUUCCCGAGGCAGAGCACGGAGAGCGAACCGCCCGGCCUAGGUGGGAUGAAGCGGUUCGUGUCGGGUCGGAGAUCCGGGUCCUGGGUCGGGGAGCACGGCAUCGACGUCGCGUAAAGAGCGAGCCCGGCUCGGGAAUCGAGAUUUCUUGAUCCGACGGCGAUCGUUGGGCCCCGCUCGGGAAGCAAAUUGCGUGCGUGGCGGUCGUGAAUGGCAGUCUAGAAGGCGGGGCCCGCUUUUCCUCUCUGUUCGUCGUUGGGAUGACGUGGCACGUUGAAUAAAACGGUUUUCGCUCCACCGGGGUUUGAGAGGUAAAAAGGAAGUCUCGUUUACCGCUUUUGCCGUUUUCUGCAUUUCGUUGUCGUUUGUUUUUGUCCAUUUUGAUUUUUAGACGACGCGGGUUAUUGUAAAUAGACAUGUUUUUGGGAGUGAGCAGUUGUAAAUUUGCUUGUAGUUUUGGGUAAUAAGAAAUUUUACUGAUUAGAUUGGUGUGAAAAUUAAAUUUGAAUGCUUUUUACCGUGAGAUUAAUUUGGGAUACAGUGGUGAAAACCUGUUGUAGCAUGUGGUGGAUCACAUUGACCACAUGUGUCUUCAAUGGAGGUGUUCUCGCCUAACCGCAAUACAAGUUAGAGUUGUCUUUACUCACUUUUUCAGAUAUGAUGCCUUUCUUCAUUAUUGUACUAAGGAGAUGGUGAGGGCCUGAGAUGGAGAUGGUGAGGGAGAACACCCUUUUAUAAUUAAACUUGUAAUCUCUCCAAAAAAGAAAACAAAUAGAAUCACAAAGUUAUUGCAAUCUAAUGGCAAGUCCGACACAGACCUUUGAAAAUGAGAAAGAUUUCCUUUAUUUGGGAAGAAAAGAGAAAAGCAAAAACUUCAUUAAUAGAACAUAUCAAACUACUCCAACAAGGGAUGAUCUACUCGUAUCCAAAAGUAGAACAUACAUAUAGUUAUAGAUGCCACAAGGGAUGAUUUAUCACAUUUAUCGGCAUUUUUGUGGGAUACGAACUAAAAUGAUCAACGUAUCACAAGAGUUUCGAUACCUCAUUACAAACCAUAUUACGAAACUGUC
This is a messenger RNA of Fragaria vesca subsp. vesca, 1886 nucleotides long. RefSeq lists its product as uncharacterized. The transcript has a single exon. The coding region runs from base 55 to 933 and encodes 292 amino acids. The record is from RefSeq and is a predicted model, not a curated record. Lineage: Eukaryota; Viridiplantae; Streptophyta; Magnoliopsida; Rosales; Rosaceae.